CUAGGCAAAGUAUUAUACAGAUGAUGAGUAUGGACGGAGGGAAUUUCAACCUAUAUAUAUGUGCGUGAGAGCGCCGAUAUCAGCCUCCCGGGUCAAAUCCCUCUUCCCUCUUUCACUACACCUCUCAUCUCUCCAUCUCUUUCUCCACUGGUGCUGAUAAUGUCACCAACGUUCAUCUCGCAAUUUUUUCCGAAUCUUUCGAUAAAAAUGACAUAUAAUUUUUUUUUCUAUCGCUUUGAGUUAUUACUUGCAACGACCCUUCCAAAUACCUGCAAUUAAUAUCUUCUAUCAUUCUGAAACAGAUUCCAAAUAUUUUAUUCAUUUCAAAUUCUUACAAAAAUCAUGCAUUGUUGCACAUUUUCAAAUAUUCCCGCGGUGCAUAUAUUUCCCCAUUGUUAUCGACCUCUACCUGUUUCUUCUUCAAUCGGUAAGCUCCGAAGUUUUGAUCGCUGGCGGCAGAUAGAGUCACCACUUUGAAAGCAAAAUUCAAGCUUUCAGUCGCAUGCGCACACUGUUAGAAGAAAAUAUCGCGAAUUGGAAGAAGAACCGAGCGAGGUGAGAGAAAAGGAAGAGGAGAAAACGGCGCGUGAGGAACUCUGGGUAGUUUAUUAGUAGUAAUGGGUUUGCGGAGGAUAGAACGUUGGAUACAAGAGCAGCUGAAGCACCAGGAAGAUCAGGAAUAUCGCUGUCACGGUUAGAAGAUCCUGAGGGAAGAGUCCCCGGGGUGCGGCGAUCAGAGAAAAAUUAUUAAAAUUAGAAAAUGCAGUUGGCGCGGAUCUGACGAACAAAACCCGGUAGAGGAGUUACGAUUUCGCUAAGAAAAUAGGUCGUGGAAAACCGAUAUAAUCGAGAGCUACAAUGCAAGCUAAAAGUGAAGAACGAGAAGAAAAUUUGGAAAACAGUUGAAAUGAAUCCUCACAACGGUUAUCACUAUCCUCUAAGAUCAUUGGUGAACGUUUUUUGGAUCAUCACCUGCUAUGGGAGUGGACUCUGAAUUUGACAAACUACAAUAUUUUCGAUCGGUGGUUUUAAAACAGUGGCUUCAAAGCUAUUGGUCAAAUAAAUCAUUGGCAUUGAAGUUGCAACGUUGGUGGUUGAAAUUUAAAUUCAUAUUCCAUGGUCACAGUGCAUAGAAAAGAGUGGAGAAAUAUAUCUGGAUUUAAUUGUGAUAAGUGAGCAACAGUUGAGUGAUUUAUUUAUUUAUUUAUAUCUACUAGCGCACAAACAGAUUAAGCAUGCCUGGGUUAAUCGCUGUUGGGGAAUUUGUCGAAGAAACAAGGGAGGAUUACAACUCUCCGACUACCUCAACAUUUGUAUCUCGAAUGCCACAAUGCAGACAGACAAUUACAGCAUUGGAAGAGACCCUGGACUUUGACAGGGAUGGUCUGACGAAACUAAAAAAAGCCAUCAAAGCGAUCCACAAUUCUGGCAAUGCACACGUAGACAAUGAAGUCUACUUGGGACGAGCUUUAGAGAAGCUUGGUGAUGCUGCCUUGAAGGAACAGGAGCCAGACAUCGGAGCUGCGUUCCUGAAAUUUGCUGUAGUCACAAAAGAACUUAGCGCGUUGAUGAAAACUCUGAUGCAAAACAUAAACAAUAUCGUCAUGUUUCCAUUGGAUUCGGUGCUGAAGGGUGAUUUGCGUGGCGUCAAAGGUGACUUGAAGCGACCUUUCGACAAGGCAUGGAAGGAUUAUGAGGCAAAGUAUGCAAAAAUAGAAAAAGAAAAAAAGCAGCAUGCAAAAGAGGCUGGACUUAUUAGAACGGAAGUUACACCUGCGGAAGUUGCAGAUGAAAUGGAAAAAGAACGACGCAUGUUUCAGCUGCAGAUGUGUGAGUAUCUCAUCAAAGUUAAUGAGAUCAAAACUAAAAAGGGGAUCGAACUUCUACAGCACUUGGUGGAGUAUUAUCACGCUCAAACUAACUACUUUCAAGAUGGCCUCAAAACUAUAGAACAUUUUGGUUCCUAUGUUGCGGACCUAAGUAUCAAACUGCAAAAAAUACGACAAACACAGGAUGAAGAACGGAGACGUCUCACGGAACUAAGAACUCUUCUGCGAAGCUCUGGCUGUGACAAAGAGUCGAAUGUCAACGCCAACAUUGGCUACUCUUUGCACCAGCUGCAGGGGGAUAAACAACAUGGAGUAACAAGAUCUGGUCAUUUGUUAAAAAAAAGCGAAGGAAAAAUGCGGCGAGUUUGGCAAAAGCGAAGAUGUGCUGUACAGGCCGAAGGGUUUCUCGACAUUUGCCACGCCGAUGAAAACAAGCCGCCCACUAGGGUCAAUCUUCUGACUUGCCAAAUAAAACUUGUGCCUGAUGAUAAGAGGGGCUUCGAUCUAAUAAGUUACAAUCGAACGUACCACUUCCAGGCGGAGGAUGAAGCCGACCAACGUGCGUGGAUGUCCGUCCUUGUUAACUGCAAAGAACGAGCACUUUUGAGAGCUUUCGAUGCCAGCGGCAAGGCAGAGGCUGGUCAGGGAAAUCCUAGCCUAGUAGAAUUACAGCAGGCCGUUAUACGAUGUGUAACUAGAUUACCUGGGAAUGAUCACUGCUGUGAUUGUUCGUCACAAAAUGAUGCCACAUGGCUCUCGACUAACUUUGGGAUAAUCGUGUGCAUUGAGUGCAGUGGGAUUCACAGGGAUUUGGGUGUGCAUAUAUCUCGAAUACAGUCGUUAACUCUGGACAACGUGGCAACUGCGCAGCUCCUCUUAGCCAGGCGAAUGACUAACCAAUCCUUCAAUGAAGUCAUGGAAGCCACAUUACACCUGGAUUUGAAACCAACGCCAACAUCUUCAAUGGAAGAAAGAUACGAAUUCAUCAGAGCGAAAUACGUAGAAAAAAGAUACGUCAUGAGCACGUGCGCGGACGAAAGAGAUUUGCUAUCGGAUUUAGAACAUGCCGUCAAUAACCGAGACCUUCAACAGUUGUUACAAGUAUUUGCUGAGAAUGUUGAUCUCGCAGCGCCUCUGCCGACCUCGGAUAUCGGAGAGACAGCCUUGCACCUCGCGAUACUACGAGAGAUGGGAAAUAGUCUUCAUCUCGUUGAUUUUCUCGUCCAAAAUAUGCAUGCUGGAAGUAUUGAUCGUACGACAACGGAGGGGGAAUCGGCACUCCAUUUAUCUGCUAGGCACGAUAGGGCUGAAGCUAUGAAGCUUCUUCUCAGAGCUGGAGCAGACCCCACACUUAGAAAUAAACAGGACAAAACACCACUCGAUAUAGCACAGGAGAUGGGGCACCAUACUUGCAAAGAACUGCUGAGCCAUGCCCUUCAGAGGCAAAAGACUCUAUUUGAUAACGUAAACAUAGACUGGAAUUUAUCUCACGACGAAGGUUCGACCGACUUCUCCGACGACGACACCAUCAUCGAAGAUAGAAAUGGGUGUUCAACUCCUGAAAAGAAGUCUCGAAGCCGACCACCUUCCUAUGCCGGAGGAGGAGGUGGAGGCGGAGGUCCUGGAGAUUCACCACAAACCCUUCGAAGCCGUAGCAGCACCUGCGGGAGUCUGCAGAGCGGAUCAUCGCCAGGUUCUUCUAGUAGACAGCAAAUGCCGCCCCCACCGCCUCCGCAGAAUCGAAAGCCUGCAAUCUCUGUACCGUCCCCUGCGAUCGUACCGUCGGACGCUGGGGCUGUAUCUGGUGCCAACAUUCACGGGUCUUUGAAGAAACGCGUCGCGCCUCCCCCGCCUGCUACGUCUAUAGGAGGAACUGGUGUAAUUGUACCUUCGCACUACGGCACACUGCCCUCUUCUGCGAGUUCAACUUCCUCUCACAGCCGGACUACAAGCGAACCAAUACUCGCAGGUCACGCGCUCCACACUCUACCGACCUCGUUGAAUGCCCUCAAUACCACCCAACACCAUCUGCACCACAAGAGAUCGCCAAGCGGCGAUUCUUCUUCAUCUGCCACCCACGGUAUUGAUAAACUCAACUGCGGCGGUUCUUCGACGCUUCAAAGACCUCGGAAUCCACCACCCCCAGCACCAGGUUCUGCCGUGCCGCAUACUUCUAGACUCAGUAACGGAAGAAGCAGCGAAUCGCUCACCUCUAUGUGCUCUGAUCACGUUUCUGGUAACCCUGUACCUCCACCGAGAAAGCGAAGGGAGCGGCGUACUGGGCUAGAGAGAUAUGCAGAGGAGUCUACUUCGACUUUGAUAUCAAAUGACACAAACAAUCUGAAUCCGCCAACAUCUCCGACAUCUGGAUCUGCUGGAGUUGCUGUAUCGAUGGGAGGUCUCCGUCGGUGUCGUGCCCUCUACGAUUGCGAGGCUGACAAUGAGGAUGAACUUUCGUUCAGAGAAGGCGAGGUUAUUCUGGUCACAAACGAACACACAGAUGAUGACAACUGGAUGGAAGGGGCUUUGGAACGGGAACCGGAUAGACGAGGAAUGUUCCCAAUAAGCUUCGUUUAUAUGCUUCAAGAAUAACAUUCCACCAGCCUCGGCUCACUUGCCUCUAUAAUGGGUAACGAUACCACUGUUCUGAGCCCUAAUAGUAGCUCGAAGGGUUAUUCGACGCUUGCUAAUCCACCUGAGCCACAGAAAAGAGAGUUCCUUGGGGGCAAUGGCGAACCUGCUGGUAUGAAAAGGUCAAACAUUCGCUAAAAAAAAUACAAAUAAAAAUCGAAACUCGCAGAUGUUACUUAAGUUUUAUCUGAUACGUUGGGUAAUUUAUAUCAUGCAUUGAUAUGAAUAAUGUUGACGGGAAGUUUGAUGCGCAUGACACUAAAACGAAAAAGAAAAAAAAAACUAAGUAUUCUACGUACCUAUUAUUAUUUUAACGACUAUUAUCAUUAUUAUUAUUACUAUUAUUAUUACUCCUAAAUACUAAACGAUUUGUAUUGUAUAUCGGUCACAUAAGAAAAAAAAUAAUAAUAAUUUCUUCGCGAUAACGAAUAAUCUCUAAUCUAUUAUAUUAUAAUCUAUUUAAUAUUAUUUUUUAUUGCCAUACUAACUUUUAAUUGUAGUAAUCCGUAAAACGACUAUACCUUAGAGUUACUAUAACGAUGAUGAAUAACGACUUCUAUUUAAAAAAAAAAAAAAAUUAAUAAAUAAAUGUAAUAAUUUCAAAAGCAACGCCUAGAAAAAAGCCACGCGGGAUAAUGAUUAUGACAUUUCAAAUUUUUUGAGCUUGUAUUUCGACGCUUUAAGACCAAAGAACAAAAACCGAGCCAAUGCAGGGGCAGUUAGUUAGCAUCGAGGGGUCUCAUAACGUAUUAAUUUUAAUAGUCAUGCCUUUGGAACCAAGGUAUUUAAAACUCUCGCGCCUCAAAUAAUUUGAUGGUGGUUAAAGUUUUUCUAAUCAUCUCGUCAACCCUCGAUUCUAAUUAAAGCCAAAGGCUACGCACUGUACAUAUUAUACCAUAGAUAUUUAUAAAACUCGCCGUUAUCGAAGAGCACAUUUAUCAUAUUAUUAUUAACAUUAUUAUUAUAAUUUUUUUUCUGUCUGAAAAAGAGAAGAAAAAAGAAUAAGUUAAUCUAGAGCUGUGAACUUAAAAUCAGUCAAAAACCAAACAAACUCAAAAUAAAUCGCACGCGACUUCAAGAAUGCUAAUAAAAUAUCAUCUCGUAUUUUUCCGUUCUAUAAAAUACGAUACUAAUAUCAACUAUUACUGACAUUUUUUAAAACUAUUAGUUCGAUUGAUAUUAAGGCAAACUAAAUCUGAAUUAAAUAAAUAGAAAAUAAAAGACAAAACUGCAAUGAUGAAAGAAGAUGAAGUAGAGGGAGGAAAAAAGAACAAGGAAAAAAUUAAAAAUGUAAUAAUUUUAUCUAUUGAUGAUUGUAAUUUCAUGUAAGUUGUGAACUUACCAUAAAUUUUGUGCAGUCUUCUUACAAAUCGGUAUAUAUUUUCCUUCUAUAAUAGAAUCAGUAUUUUAGGCGCAGACGCCUUCUGUAGAUACCUAUGUCAAUGCUGCUGAUAUGAAAAUACCUAGUACGUACAUCGAUGACGAAGGUGCCAACGAUGAUAUCAUUUCAUCAUUGCUUAAAAAAAAAAAAAAGAAAUGAGUAGAACUAUGUCAGUCAGUCGAUAAAUGAAUGUUGUAUUCUUUUUACUUUAAAAGCGUAACCUAAAUACUGUCUAAUGAAACUUAGAUUCUAAGGGGUGAUUAAUUCAGAUCGAGUUCGGUAGAUCUGAACUUCGGUCUGCCACCCCAUGCGAUGUAUAGGCUCUAACAAUUAAGUAAAUUAUUAUCUAGCUAUUUAGGAUAUUAUGUAUGAUAACCUAUGAUCAGGUGAGAUGCGAGAUAAACCGACUGACGGAUGAUAUUAAACAUUAGCGGAACUAUUUGUUGUACAGAAAAUUUGUGAAUUGAACAAAAAAAAAAAAAACACGUAAUCGUCUACUCUAUUCAGUAUUAGAUCUCCGUAGGAUCAUACACCGGAGGUAUUUUCCUGUUGGGUAUUUUUAUUUUGAAUCAUGCACAAAGUCUGACAAGACCUUGAUCGGAAUUGCAGAAAUAAUUUCACAAAUAACAGUAAAAAGAUAAAAAUUAUUCAUUCGAAAAUUGAUAGUAUCUGUAUAUAUACAUAUACAUACAUACAUAUUAAAAUAAUAAAAAUAUGCAUACAACAAA
Messenger RNA from Athalia rosae (coleseed sawfly), 6569 nucleotides. It is a transcript of the gene Asap, whose product is annotated as arfGAP with SH3 domain, ANK repeat and PH domain-containing protein. Bases 1236 to 4421 code for a protein of 1061 amino acids. Gene Ontology annotation, molecular function: GTPase activator activity; protein binding. The transcript is spliced from 17 exons. The record is from RefSeq and is a predicted model, not a curated record. Gene Ontology annotation, cellular component: cytoplasm. Lineage: Eukaryota; Metazoa; Arthropoda; Insecta; Hymenoptera; Athaliidae. Gene Ontology annotation, biological process: positive regulation of GTPase activity.